AAAAAUAAUGAAACAACUCCAGUUGUUAAACGCUCUGAGACUGAAAAGCGGCGAUCAGUCACACCUAAUACAAAACCUCUUAACCGCAUCCACGUUGAUUCUAUUCAACGUAAAUCUGAGCCAGUUAUUCAUACAGACCACAGAGGUUUUCACAGAUUAUCUAAAUACAAAAGACAAAAACCCUUGCGCGGGAACGUUUCGGCCCGUCGCAGUUCCCCUGUUUAUGUUAGUAGUCCUGAAUCGUAUGAACAUAUGUCAUCAGACCAUGAUGAUCGAGGAAUGCGAGUACGGUUUAUUCGCAAAACGUCUGUCAAAAGUAAAUGAUAAUAAUAAAAAUAACCAAAGUCAUUUUCUUGAACACAAUAAAGCUCUUAUGCUAAAUAAUGCUCCUGUAGAUCCCACUUCCAAGUUAGAUUGUUUUGCCCUUAAAUGCCCAGCAAGUUUGAAAACUGUCGCUCCCUUAUGUGAAUUGAAGAACAAUUUAAAAGUCCAAAAGCCGAAUCCAAACAUAAAUAACAUUGUGCCACGUCGUGAAACUUUCCGAACAAUGGACAAAACACUUCGGCAAGCAAACGGUCGUCUGGAAUCCAUGAAAAUAGAAGUAAAUGCCCCAGAUCCUUUGAUGAGGGAUGAUUUUUGCUCUCAUGAUGUUGCGUCCAGAGUGAAAGCAUUCAAGGCACUCAUGAAAUCAGAAGAAUUAGAAGGAACUGAUCAGAAUAGUGAAACAAAGUCAAUUAGAAAAGUCACAGAUGAACGGAAAAUAUCUGAUGUAUCAUAUCAGGAAAAUCACAUUGGUCUUCGUCGGUCCAAAACGUUUUCUGGUGAACAGAUGUCAAGAAGAUAUCAAAAACAUUAUUUGCAAUAUAUGGAUUUAUGCUUUGAUUGCGGAAACGUAUUUAUCCUAACAUUAUUCAAUUAUCUGAAAUGUUUCCAGCUAUUGUAUUUGCCUUUUCAAUGGAUCAUCUAAAAUUAUGUCAGUUCAUAGAAGACGAACAAAAUGACAUGUUCCACUUUCUUGAUGUUGCUAUAAAACGUAGGAGAGACGAGACAGUCCAACGUUCGCUUUAUCGAAAAAGUAGUUGGAAUGGCCUUUACCUGAAUCUCAAUAGUUUUUGUCCACUCAGC
This is a messenger RNA of Schistosoma mattheei, 1125 nucleotides long. The record is from the annotation of a GenBank genome assembly. Lineage: Eukaryota; Metazoa; Platyhelminthes; Trematoda; Strigeidida; Schistosomatidae.